AUGAAUCAGGAUGCAUCAUCAGGAUCCCGCCAAAGUCCGAGUGGUACCAUGCACAGCUCCGACUCCGGUAGCCAGUCGAAGCCCGCUUCAAAACGCGCUUCCAGAGCCGGGACGCGUAGUGUCUCUACCCUUUCGGCUGCGCAACUGGAGAGAAAACGUGCAAACGACAGAGAAGCACAGAGAGCCAUUCGCCAAAGAACAAAGGAUCAUAUCGAGAACCUCGAACGACGAAUCAGCGAACUGACUGGCACUCAAGAAGCCAGAGAAAAGUUAUACCUGACUACCCAGCAAAGAAACAGAGAGCUUGAGGAAGAGAACGCCUACCUCCGAAGCAGACUCUCGGGCGAGACUUUCACAAUCAACGUGAACGAGAACGAUGACAAAGCACCACCACAGUACAGCGUCUCAGCACCUGAGUCUUCACCUCAAACUCACCUGAGCGCGGGCGUGAACAUUCCCAGACCUUCUUCCUCGGCGACGAGUAGGAGUAUCCCUCAACCGACGGAAGCCUGGAGACAGCACAACCAGUACAGUCCUGGAAGCGCACCGUCCUCGGCACCUUUCAUGUCCGAGGGCACGCAGCAUCCUGCUGGUCAGAAUGCUGCCUCUUGGAGAGCUCAGGACGUUACCUCUGCAUCCUCGUAUGGUUACCAAGUCCGCCAAAGUGACCGACCAACAAACUAUCCUUCUCCAGCACAUCAGAUGAAUUACCCUGGCCACUCGCAAGCCGCUCAGUUCCAACAGGCCAUCACUGCUCAGGCACCAGCGCAAUCCUCCGUAACGCCUGCCUUCCACAACGGUGCUAUUGGUGCCCAUCCCGACUUCCAAAGCAUGCCUCAAUACGCUGCCUCUACGAAUCCUACCUACCAUGAUCAGCAAGCUCACGGUGGCUUCGUUCAUAGCGCUCAGCCCGUAUCGUCAGCCGCCUCGGACUUCCAUGGUGCACCUCGCAGCUUGGCUCCUCCUGCUUACAACCCCAACACCGGUUCUACUCAUUUCAUGCCUGGGCAACCGACACAAGCACACAACCAACCCAUGGGAUACCGUGAGGGCACUUCCCAACACACGUACGGAUACGAUGGUUGA
Messenger RNA from Aureobasidium pullulans EXF-150, 1086 nucleotides. RefSeq lists its product as uncharacterized. The record is from RefSeq and is a predicted model, not a curated record. The transcript has 2 exons. Bases 1 to 1086 code for a protein of 361 amino acids. Lineage: Eukaryota; Fungi; Ascomycota; Dothideomycetes; Dothideales; Saccotheciaceae. Gene Ontology annotation, biological process: regulation of DNA-templated transcription. Gene Ontology annotation, molecular function: DNA-binding transcription factor activity.